CACUUUGAUUUGACAGACAGUUAGUAAAUAGGAAGAUAUUUGAUUGGAGUUGUGUUUAUCAACUUUCAAUGUUUUUGUGUUUUGUAAUGCGCUAUUGUUUUAUUAUGCACUAAAUUGUUAUGAAAAGGUUGGAGCAAGUUUAAAAGUUGAUUUGAUUAUUCUAAUUACAUAAAAAAUGGAGCCGGCACUAUCAUCUGACGAUAGUUGUGAUUCCGAAAUGAAGCAUAUGAAGAGUGAAUUGAUCGAAUAUGGCUUGGAGGAAGAGAAUCUGAGUAAAGAAGAAAUGAGUGAUCUUUUGAAAGCUUUGAAAAAUUCAAAAUCUUCUGUAAGAGAAGAUAGAGCUGCUCGUGAUACUGAAAAUACUGAGAUAGUUGAUUUUAUUUCUACCCCUAACAAGUCUAUGAAAAGGAGAUACUUGAAUGUGAGAGACAGACGCCUGCCAUGGAGUUUGUUGCCCUCUACUAUAUCACCGGCUGAGAAAGCCCGCAGUCUGGCAGUCUACAUAAAACUAAUGUCUUUAAACAGCUAUCACCAGGCCAGGCAAUCAGCUAUUUUUGCUGCCUGGCCACCACCACUGCAGAUUGUGGAGGAGACCACCAGAGUGCAGCCAGUAAGGUCUACUAGGAGUGGCCGCACUGUGCCUGUGUAUGUUGACGUUGACUAUGAUGAUAAUUCCUCAGACUUAGACUUUGUUGUCACUAAAACUAAGAAAAGGAAAGUGUCCUCUAGUGAACAAAAUGGGAAUGAUGGUAUUUACACUAAUAAAGUUAUGAGCUUGAAAAGGAAGCCAUCAAAGGAUGAAAAUAACAGGCCUGUUAAAGAGGCCAAAAUGUCACCAGAAAAUAAAGUAGAAACCAAUACUUCAGUUGUUCCUGUGAAGCCUAAGAACGAUCUUUUUACUUUAAUUGAAGACUGAAGGACCACCUAUACUGGAUGUUUGGUAAUUUAAAUCAUUUUAUGUUUCAAAUAUUAAUGUGCAUAUUAAUGUUUCUUUAAAGGAUUUCUUAAUAUUUCUUGAAAAGAAACAUUCAUAUUCAGUUGUUUCAAAAUCAAAUGUAUAUUGUGUUAUCUAAAUGCGUGGACUAAACCAUAGAUGAUUCUGUUUCACAAAUUAAAAUGUGCAUAAUACUGAUGUUUCCUUUACAAAAUACAACAAUAUUUUUGUGAAAGAAAUAUUCAUACUAAGAUGGUUUCAAUUAAUUUGAUUAGAUGUCUAAUGUAUUUGUGUCGUUGUUUAAUGCAAAUGUAUCAAAUUGAUUUUAUUAAAAUUUUAUUUAGUUCCUAAAUAAUACUGGAAGUUAGAAUUCACUAUAAUAUCAUAACUACCUUUGUGUAUUAAAAUCUAUUACUAUUCGGUCCUUGAAUAGGUUCUUGCUGUUUUGUUCAUACACUGCACAUAGUCCUACUUUAUAUUCAUACACAAGAACGCAUAUACUAAAGUCAAGCUUUAGAUGUAAUGUUUUAAUGUGAAUACAAAUUUCAUGCGCAGAGUGCUGCUAGUAUCCCCUUUUGAGUAUUAAAGCAUAAUUAUGUUCAAGGACCUAAUUAAUAGGUAUCAAAUAUCAAAAUAAAUAGAUUAACAGACAAAUCUGGAAACAUAAAUAAUAAGGUAUUAGGGUAGUUGCCUGAGCAUGAUAAUUAAAAUCUAAUUAGUCCGUCAAUUUGAUAAUAAAAAAUAUUAGACACAUAUUUUUUUUCUCUUACAAAGUUUCAAAUACUUAGAUAACAUCGCGUUAAGUUUAGGAGUGGGAGGUCGUUUUAUCUGCAUUUUAUAGCAUGUUUUUUUUAAACUCAGCCCCACA
Messenger RNA from Spodoptera litura, 1802 nucleotides. RefSeq lists its product as uncharacterized. NCBI's taxonomy places the organism in Eukaryota, Metazoa, Arthropoda, Insecta, Lepidoptera, Noctuidae. The record is from RefSeq and is a predicted model, not a curated record.